AUGGUAUUGGGCCGUACUUGCCCGCCCGCCGCCCGGCCGCCGGCGCCUCGCCCGCCGCCCAGCCGCCGGCGCCUCGCCCGCCGCCCGGCCGCCGGCGCCUCGCCCGCCGCCCGGCCGCCGGCGCCUCGCCCGUCGCCCGCCCCCGCCCGUCGCCCGUCGUCUGUUGCCGCCCACCGCCGCCUGCCGGCCACCGCCUGCCGACCGCUGCCGGCCGCCCGCCGCUGCCGGCCGCUCGCCGUCGCCGGCCGCUCGCCGCUGCCGGCCGCUCGCCGCCGCCGGCCGCUCGCCGCUGCCGGCCGCUCGCCGCCGCCCGCCCUCCGUCGCCAUCCGCCGCUGGCCGCCCGUCGUCGGCCACCCGUCACCGCCGUCGGCCGCUCGUCGCCCGCCAUGACCCGCUCGUCGUCGACCGCCCGUCACCCACCGUCGGCCGCCCGUCGCCCGUCGUCGGCCGCCCGAGUCGGCCGCCCGUCGCCCGCCGGCUGCCGCCCGCCAGUCGCCGCCCCCCGGUCGUCGCCGCCCGCUCGCAGCCGGUCGUCGCUCGCCCUCCCCCGGCCGCCACCCGCACGGCGCCGGCCGUUGCCCGCCCACCCCUGGCCGCCGCUCACCCCCCAUCCAGGCCUCCGCCCGCCGCUGGCUGGCGACGCUUGUCGUUCCCCGCCGUCGCCGGGAGUCGUCGACCGACGGUGCUGGCCGGCGGUGCCGACCGCUGGUUGCCGGUGGCUACCACAAGCUUACACCCUAUCAAAUGUAGCCUAA
Molecule: messenger RNA, 756 nt
Organism: Zingiber officinale
Lineage: Eukaryota; Viridiplantae; Streptophyta; Magnoliopsida; Zingiberales; Zingiberaceae
Product: vegetative cell wall protein gp1-like
Exons: 3
Coding region: 1-756 (251 amino acids)
Source: RefSeq, a predicted model, not a curated record